AUGGAACCUUUAUUGCGUUGUGGAACCCUUCCAAUAAAAGACCUGUGCACCACCUUCUGUACUAACUGUCUCCAGCUUUAUUCGCGAUGUAUCUAUUCACGUAGAAGUAUCAUGUCCCAGGCACAACCAGCGUCUAUAGAUUUCGAGAAGAUCAGAAAUGAGUCCGACGGCUCUAUAAAGGGAUUGCUUGGGCUGGCAUUCAAUGAGGUGGUGGCCAAUAAUCCGUAUUUUGCUGCGGGUGGUGGCUUAAUGCUACUUGGAACUGGUCUUGCUUUGGCUCGUCAAGGUAUAGUCAAGUCCUCUGGCUUCAUUUAUCGCCAGCUCCUUGUUGAUUUGGAGAUACCUUCGAAGGACAAACUGUACCUCUGGUUUUUGGAAUGGAUGUCUCAGUACAAGCAAAGAAGCUCGAGACAUUUGUCCGUAGAGACAAACUAUGUUCAGCAUGAUAAUGGGGCAGUCUCCACACGGUUUUCUUUAGUGCCAGGCCCAGGAAAACACUUGAUAAAAUACAAAAAUGCAUACAUGUUGGUGAACAGAGAAAGAUCCGGUCGGUUGUUGGACAUGACCAAUGGAACUCCUUUCGAAACGGUGACGCUUACAACCUUAUACAGCGACAGACAUUUAUUUCUGGAUCUUCUUGCAGAGGCAAAACAGAUGGCUCUAAAGGCACAGGAGGGGAAAACCGUCUUGUAUACGUCAUGGGGCCCGGAGUGGCGUCCAUUUGGUAACCCUAGGAGAAAGAGAAUGUUAGGCUCCGUGAUUUUGGACGAAGGUAUUAGUGAACUCAUAUUGAAAGAUGUUAAGGACUUUUUGCAAAGUGGCGAGUGGUACCACAAACGUGGAAUUCCUUACCGCAGAGGCUACUUAUUGUAUGGACCACCAGGAAGCGGCAAAACGUCGUAUAUCCAAGCACUAGCUGGAGAGUUAGACUAUAAUAUUUGCAUCUUGAACUUGUCUGAAAACAAUCUUACCGAUGACCGACUUAACCAUUUGAUGAACCACAUCCCCAAGAGAUCUAUAUUGUUGCUAGAAGACAUUGAUGCUGCAUUUAACAAGAGAGAACAAGCUGGCGAAUACCAAAGUGGAGUGACAUUUUCGGGUCUUUUAAAUGCCUUGGAUGGUGUUGCAAGUGCGGAAGAAAGUAUUACAUUCAUGACUACUAACCAUCCUGAAAGAUUAGAUCCAGCGUUGUUGAGACCAGGACGCAUAGAUUUCAAAGUUAUGGUCAAUAAUGCAACAGAAUCUCAAGUGCGCAGAAUGUUUUUGAGAUUCUAUGAAACGGAGACUGAACUUUGCGAAACUUUCAUUUCAAAAUUCAAAGAGCUCGGCUUACUUGGAAAAGUGAGCACCGCACAGCUUCAAGGCUUGUUUGUUUUCAACAAAAAAUCACCUCAAGGCGCUUUGGAUAUGGUAGAAACGUUGAAAAAUCCACAAACCACAUUUUAG
Molecule: messenger RNA, 1446 nt
Organism: Clavispora lusitaniae ATCC 42720
Lineage: Eukaryota; Fungi; Ascomycota; Pichiomycetes; Serinales; Metschnikowiaceae
Gene: BCS1
Product: bifunctional AAA family ATPase chaperone/translocase
Biological process (GO): protein insertion into mitochondrial inner membrane from matrix; mitochondrial respiratory chain complex III assembly
Cellular component (GO): mitochondrial inner membrane
Molecular function (GO): ATP binding; ATP hydrolysis activity
Source: RefSeq, a predicted model, not a curated record